Messenger RNA from Synchiropus splendidus (mandarinfish), 8198 nucleotides. It is a transcript of the gene poln, whose product is annotated as polymerase (DNA directed) nu. Gene Ontology annotation, cellular component: HAUS complex; mitotic spindle; centrosome. Gene Ontology annotation, biological process: spindle assembly; centrosome cycle; double-strand break repair. Lineage: Eukaryota; Metazoa; Chordata; Actinopteri; Syngnathiformes; Callionymidae. Gene Ontology annotation, molecular function: DNA binding; DNA-directed DNA polymerase activity. The record is from RefSeq and is a predicted model, not a curated record. Bases 578 to 5461 code for a protein of 1627 amino acids. The transcript is spliced from 16 exons.
GCGGGACAGGAUUGGACGAAAGUUAAGCAAUCGACAUGCCGCGGAAGAAGUGACGUCAGCCGUAGCGGUGACGCAUGAUGUUUAGUUUUUUGGGCGCGAGCUAAAGUGCUACCUUCCUCUGAAAGCUAACGAGACGAACUUGUGGGAUAAAAUGUAAGUACAAACGAUUAACAUUCUCUUGUGUACCACGAAUCAGUCUCACAUUUAGUGUCAUUAUAUCUACCACAAAAGUACCCGAAAACAGUACAGUCGGCAAACAACUUUAAGGUUUGAAGUCUGCUGCGUCAUAGUUAUGUUUCAGUGCACUAAUGUGCGGCGGACCAAUAGCAUUACAAAAUACAGAUAAAGAGGAGAUUCAUAAAUUCAAGGGACCCUUUUGAAUGACACAAUACGUUGCCUAUUUUACUCACUGUGUGCGGAUGUCUGCGUAUUUUCAAGACAACGCGAGAAAUUUAUGCCAGUUAUACUUGGCACGACGGCGAGUUUAAUCCCAAGUCAGAAAUACAAGGAAGUCUUGUUUCAGGCAUUCUUUUCGACUGCACAUGCACCUCAAUAACAAUGUAUUUUAAUUUAUCUUAUGACACCAAAUAAUCUUUUUUUUUUCUGUUUUGGCCUGACUCUCACACCCAUGUUAGUCUGGAAUUUUCUGCUUCAUUAUACUGACCGGAACACAGAUUGCUGGGCCACAAUGUUGGAUGGUGGGAAGUUUGUAGAAGCCUUAACCCGUCUAGGUUAUCCUGGCGCAUCAUCACUGAAGUCUUCGGAGUUUGACUGGCUGUUCGACUGUGCCCCAGAAAAUCUUCACUUCCUUCGGUUUGUGUGUCGAACCCUCACCGGUAAAAAUGUAUUGUCCCUGGAGGAAGCAGCUGCGUUUCAGAGGCUUUGCAAAUCUGGAAAACCAAUCCUUGAUGACUCUGCUCUCAGAGAGGUCCUUAAAACAAUCGGACCUUCUGAAGAAAAUAAUGGCAUCUUCGUUACGUGUCCAUCAUCCAAGUUUGUGGCAGAAGCUCAUGUGACCGUAGAGGAUUUAGAAGCUGAGCUCAUGGAACUACGUCAAGAGAAGGACCUGAAACAGCAACGCUACAACAGGCUCCAGGCGAUCGCCACAUCUCGUGCGGAUGCUGACAUGCGUCUAAUUGUAGAGUUGGAAAGUUCUAGGACAAGGCUGAAGGACGUCAAUUCAUCACUUGGUGCUGAGAAUGCAGAUGCAAAUGCCCUUUUGGAAAGCCUCUCAGACGAAGUUUCCAAACUUGCUUCCUUCUUGUCUGCCCAACUGGAGGAUAAAGGCAUUUCAGUGGACAAAAUGCCAGCCACUCUUCUGUCCCAGCUAUCAUUAACUCCAUAUCUACACCAGGAGGAGCUUAAUACAAAAACCCUUGCUGCCUUUACUCAGAAACAGUUUUUCCAAGGCAUCUCUGACAUUGUUGAGACUUCAGAAAGAUUCCAGGUCUUGGACAUCAGCUCUUGUGAAGCUGAUGAUCAUAAUGAGAACGAAAGUGGAGAGAAAGAAGAGCGAGUUGUGGAUAAACAAAGGACAGAGAUGGCCAGACUUCAAUGGUCUCACAUUGUUGCUCAACAUCAGCUGAUGCAGGCCACAGCAGAUGAAAAGAGCAUCCAGGCUGGCCUACAGUGGCUCUCUGAAAAGUCUUUAUAUACAAAGAACAAUUCCUUGUCUUUCCAUGUGCGCGAGGCUACCUCAAGGAAGGAGUUACAUGCGCUCGAAGCUGAGCUUAAUUCUUUGCUUCAUGGGCCUGUUCCGAUUGCACUAAGAGAGUCGGCAAAGCUACUGAAUGUGCCAGUGGUCAGGGGUGACCUUGCUCUGCAACUGGCCAGGCAGAACUUCUGUACGUCUAGACAGGAUCAGGUACGGGAUUACUUGCUUCGCCAGAAAGCAUCAUUUGAAGUACUCCUUCUUGCCCAGGAGAUGGAGCUAAGGGAUUGGAAAAUAUGCCACAGGCUUCUAGAAAAAGUUAACUGUAGACUUAUGGAUGAGGAGAAGGAGGCUUCCAAGAGAAUUGAGUGUCUGGCUCAUCCUGACUUUGCUGUUAACAAUCGUCCAAAUCCCGUCAUCAGCUGCAAGGAUGCAGCAUUCAGGAGGCUUUUUCAGAUACUUGACCAGGAAUCAGGUCAUGAAAGGGCUGACCCAUUUUGGACCUAUGAGACACUGGACCAGGGUGCUUCUGACCUAGCUGACAAUCUAAAAGUGACGCGGGAAGCACUGAGUGGAGCAGAGCAACAGCAGUACAGCACUGCAGCUUGUCUUAGCUGCCAUUCUGAGGAGCUUCACCGGGCUAUGUACACAGAGCUCCAGCAACUGGUCUUGGGUCCUCAGGUAUGUUCAAUGGUACUCGGUGACCAGGAGCUACUCUGUCCUAAUGCACAGGAGUUGAUGACAAAGCUUGCGGAGGCUGAGUCCAAGUUAAAGAAUUUGCAACAGUUAAUGCAAGAAAUAAUGAUGGAAGUGAAAGCCAAGGGCUCACAACUGGAGCGUAAUGCCCUCCUUAGGAGGGAAAGGGAAUUGUAUAUCUACUUCCACUUAGAUCCCAGACUCUUGCAGAAAGUGGUUGAAGAUGCUGAACGUCAAAAGAACAUCAAAAGUGCUCUGGGGCCAGGGAAGAAUGGAAAUGUUAGAGUUAACAGGCUUCCUGAGAGGCACGGUAUGAAUGAGUCUAGCUCCAGGCUUUAUGCAGGUCCCCUCUCCGAUGCAGCACAGAAGAUCUUGAAGGCUCUCUGGGCCCAGAAUCCCACUACCAUCAAAGAGAGCCAGCAUCAUCCAAAUUACAGGCACACUAAAUGUGGCAGCAAGAAAGGCACUUUUCAAACGUCAUCCUUCAAUCAUUGCUUCACAAAAGAGCCUCUGACCAACCAGGGCUCCCCCUGCUGGGAAAUAUCCCUCCACAGUCAUAAGUCCCAGUAUGAGGCCUGUUCUCAGUCCUCACAGACCUAUUCCUCAGGUGUGCACUUGGAAACCACAGCUCCCCAGCCCAGCCAGCUUCGAUCAGUCACUCAGCAGGAGCUGUCUAACGUGGAUAUACCUUUGUACCAAAGAGAUGUCAGCGGCCUGUCUUCAAAAAUGACAUUGAAACCUGACUGGCAACUGGAUCCUUUAAUGAGGAACUCCCUUGAUGAUGUAAUGCCAUGCCUCAUCCUUGAUCAUUCUUCAGAGGUUGAAUUGCAUUCUGACUUAACGUUUGUCUCUGAGGUACUGCCUCAUUGUCACAAAGAGGAUUCAGCUCUGGAUUGUCAACUUAACUCAUCAUUCUACCUUAAGAGGAAUAUUGAAAAAAGUAAUAUUUCACGUGAUGAGCUUGGGAUGUACGAGGCACUGGGUAGUAAAAUCCCCAGAAGAACCAUGGAGGGAAAGAUUGCAGCUUCAGCAAACAAAAGGCCACCUUAUCCUACAGACACUGCACAUCAGCAGCCAUUGUCUGAAAAUGUACGUGGAAACCCUCAGAGCCCCCACAGUGUGUGUUUGACCACAUCAGCCACACACUCUAUAGAACAUGGUUUGACAAUGGUCAAGUCAAGUGACACUAGUACAAGGCGUGUUUUGAAUUCACAGUUCAUGCACGAUAACUGUGACAUGCUAGAAAACUAUAACAAGAGACAAGUGGAUUUAAAUUCCAAAACAUUAAUGAAAACUAUUGGCAUUAACGCUGAGGCUUUAGGAUGUAUUUUGUUGGAGAACAAAAUAAAUCUUGAGAAAACCAAUUCACCAGACACCCGACAAAUUGAUUGGGAGGUUGCAAAUGGAAUGGUGCCAUUUGGAUAUUGCACUCUUGAGACGACAAAGUCUUUUCAUUGCAUUGGAGAUGAAGCAACCAGGAGUAUGCCACACUUGGAUCAGACUGAAGCAGGAACACAGCCUCCAAGGGUAGAAGUGUCCAUGCCCUUGGAGACCACAAGAGUUGUUCUUCCCUGCACUGCUUCAGACAAAUAUAAGGGAAACACUAAUGGGUGUGAAGAUAAAAUACAGAACCUGCCCAGUUGUGGUGUGACCUUGAAUGACAAGAUAAAUGUGAAGCAAGCAGAUAAAGAUGGACCAGUGACAAGAGCCAUGGCUUUGGAUGACGAGAUUUCUUUUUCAGAUGAGAAAGAAAGGUGCCCCAGGCAAUCACUGUCCCAAGCACAAUUUUUUGGAAUCAGGAUGCCAUAUGAGAUUGUCCAAGACAAGCUCCUUGUUGUUGAUGACGGUAUCGCAGUAAACCACACAAGCAUAGAACUGGUUUCACCAAGCUCCCAAAAUGCCACAGCUCUAUUGGCAACCCCCUCAUCACCGGUUUCUCCGCCGCUCCCAGUGAUCCGAACAUGGUCCAACGAGGGACAAUAUGAUUUUCAGCAAGCCAGAAAACAUGAAACCUCCCCUAGAAUCUCUCUCAGAGCGUGUCAUUCAAAGUGGAAGCCACCGUGUUCUUCGCGUAGGAAGCCAGGUGAAAGCUUGAGCAAGUCGAAGAAAAUAAUGGGGAGUAUUCAAAAACCAGCGGUUUUAGCCAAAGGACCACAAUCGCAUAGAACUAAAGAAGAGUUGAAUCUUCAGGCUGAACUGUGUGCACUGGACAAAGACAAAAAGCGAUCUAAGAAGACUGUUGCUACAGCCAAAGAAUCCUCAAUACAUCUGACAGCUGAAGAUCUGACCAACAGAACACCCAUGAGAAGGCUAGAGCAAACUUCACACAAGCCAAAAUCACUCUGUGAGCACGAACAUGAGAAUGAAUCUGAAAACGGAGCCAAAAGUUGUUCUUUAAGCACAGCUCUAACGUCCGACAGUAGAGUGAAGAAUUCUCGGAACAUGACAUCAGAGGAAAAAUGCCAGGUGCUUGCUAAGGUUGAGGAGGCCGAGGUGCUGUUGCUUACCAUUGUUUACCAGGAUGGCUCCACACAGUUAGACGUAGAACAGAGGCUAACUCAGCCACCCACUGGCUUCCUCAUUCUCCUGAAGUAUGAUCUGAAUGCAGUCAUACCUGAGGACACAGUUGGCCCAGAAGAUGAGUUGGUCUACCUGAAGUUGGAGCAGACACCUUUAUGGGCUCAGCAACACUCAGAUAACAAAACCCAACUCUUUAGCAGAGAUAUGUUGCUUAAGGUGCUCUCAAGAACCAAAACUGUUGUUUGCUUCAAAGCCAAGGAGUUUCUUUGUACAAUGCUGCACUUCUAUGGACCAGACCUACACUGGAAACAAGUGGCAGGUUGCACAGUACAUGAUCCACAGGUGUCAGGCUGGCUCCUGGAUCCAAUAGAUCCCUCAAAAAACUACCCAGACCUUCUGCUGAAACACAAGAGACAGAGCAUUUCUGCUCAUCGUCAAGGUUCUAACAAGGUUUCUCAAGUUAUCUCAGGUCUCUACUUUCUCAACUGCCUACACACAGAACUUUGCUUGCAACUACAGCGACAAGGCCUGUGGGACCUGUACACAAACGUUGAGCUGAAAAUGAUCCCAGUUCUAGCUGGUGAGUUGAAAUGAGCUAUGGAAAGUCACAAUAUCCAUGUGGACAAAGGUGUUCUCAAGCAAACCUCACAACUUUUGGGGGUGAGGUAGACAACGCACCAUGCUGAUAAAAGUAGUUCUGUGUUGUCACAAGCUCAUUUUCUCUGUAGUAAGUUUUACCCACAACUUAGUUGUGAGAUUAUCACAAUGUAUGGAAGUUAGAAACAAAAGUGAAGAAAAAACAUUUUUUUGAUUUAUAGCUGUUGUUGAAUGCACAGAAUGCCGCAUUCUAAACCAGUGAUUCUUAACCAUAGGGCCGAGGCCCAUGGUUGGGCCGCGAGUGCCCCCUAGAGGGCUGCGUAAAGUUUUUUGUUUUACACGUCUGAGCCAUGAGGGUGUUUUAAUACACUUGAGCAUUAUAUGACGAUGCUUUCAUUUACACUUGACUUUAUUUUAUUUCGAACGUUAUUCAUGAUGUACGGCUCUUCCAAUUUUCUCAAUAGUUUGCCUCAAAGGUAUUUUUUUUCUUCCUUUUUUCUUUAGUAAAUUUGAUGAAUGUUACUUGCACCUGAUUCUGCUGCUGGUUGGACUUUUCCGUGACUAAUAUCUUUGCGCUGAUCACAUGGUUUCAUGUCAUUUCACAAGGUUUUGGUUUGUUUACAUGUGUGGUUAUUGAACACAAAUGAAAUCAGUCAUCACAGUACUGAAUCACUUGUAAUCCUUGAAUGGGCCCCUGACCCACUUGUUGUGGAAAAGGUGGGGACAGAGAUCAAAAAGAUUAAAAUCCCCUGAUCUAAAUUAUACUGACUGAUUUAAAUGAUUAGGGGGAAUUAGAAUUAGAGAAGCGAGUUUAGUUCCGCCAUAUUUGCGUGUAGAGGUGUACCUACCUUCUUUUUGUGUUUUUGUAAGUUCUCCCUAUGUUUGUGUAGGUUUUCUCUUGGCACUCAGGUCCCCCCCCAUAGUACAAAAUCAUACUUGCUGGCAGGAUGGCCUCUCCUCUCACCCAAGCAGCUGAGAUGGACUCCAGGCCACACGACUGUGUUGUGAAUAAUGUUUUGAUUUGCACCUAUAUCUUUAAUAUAAUCGAGAUGGCCCAUAGUUCAUUUCUUGCGACUUGGUUAUUUGAAUUUUAAUAACAUUUUAAAUGAACUUUGACGUGAACUGUAUGGUCAGAGGAAAGUGAGGUGCUAAAUAUUAUAUGAAACAUUUCUCUGGACCCAUUCUCUGAAAAGGCUCCUGAAUACAUAUGCUAUUCCAAACGCUAGCAGGGAUGCCAUAGAGGGAGAGUCUUGGUAUUCUGCCAUGUUGCUAUAAAUAGGAUGAAAACAGUCUUUCAGGAGUGUGUGCUGCAGAGAAGUGCAUCACUGUCUGUGUCAGCACACAUCCACACAAGUCGAUGCCCAAGCACCUCAGGCCCUACAGACAGGUGCUGAGUCAAACUGUUUUUGUCAUUGUAUAUUGCGCACAUGUAGCUACCUAUGUCCCCAACCUGUCAGGUUUCAUUUGAGCUGUCAAAAGACACACACAUAUAACUAUGAUUUGAUUUUCACCUGAUACACCGUCAUAUGUAAGGCUAUUUGUAUUGUCGUCAAAGUGUGUAAGAAAGCCAGAUUGUAAGGCAAAACUAAUUACUGAAAUACAAUAGAAGCACAAAUGCAUUGCGCUUCCUAUUUCCAUGUGAGUCCAUGAGAACGCAUGUGCAUCUCUGAGCUUGAAACUCUACCAAGGGGCUGUCAUUUAUAAUAGAUGAGGCAGACUGGUGCUUGCUCUGGGCACUGAGUGAGAGGACGUGAAAGAAGUUGCCUACAUGACUCCUUUUAGCCAUCUUCUUUGAACAUUUGUGAUCAUUUUUAAUGCCAGCCUCAAUAAUCUUCCUCUUUUUUUCUGUAAGUGUUCUGCAGUCUGUUCAGCGAGGAUUGUUAAUGCUUAAUUAUUUAUUUGAGGUUGUUUUUCUUUCUUGAUACAGCUGAUAAGUUAGGUCACCACUCCAGACUCCAUUGUACUGUGCCUUGACUGAAUAGUAUUGCUUCAUUAUCAUAGUCGACGUAAACUUUUAAUAUCCAUUUGAGUCAGCAUUAGUGACACUUAAUCUGAGGAACACAUGCUACUUUCUGAAUAGAGACGCAGUGACUGACUCCUACAGAAUGCCUUUCUCCUUUCUUUUGCUGUUGCUGAAUAUUGACUGAGUCCCAGAUGAUUUCGGACCGAGUCACACCAUCCCUAAGAGAGAUGGUUUGUUGUUCUUUCUUAGCAAUCUUUGUUUAUUGUCCCGGGUGGAGGAAUAAGCAGAUGUGUCUGGCAAAAGCAAAGGCAUUUUCUGCUUUUUGUAUUUUCAACGUAUCUACUUUGCACAUGGGCGGCACAGUGGAGCACUGGUUAGCACUGCUGCCUCUCAGCAAGAAGGUUCAGGGUUCAGCUUGGGGCCUUUCUGGGUGGAGUUUGCAUGUCCUCCCUGUGCCUGUGUGGGUUUUUUGGGGUCCCGGGUACUCUGGUUUCCUCCCACAGCCCAAAGACAUGCUCACUAGGUCUCACUCACGAGGACUCUAAAAUUGCCCCUGUGUGUGUGUGUGUGUGCCCUGCGAUGGACUGACCUGUCCAGGGUGUAUUCCUGGCUCUGUCCAAUGACUGCUGGGAUAGGCUCCAGCACUCCACACAACCCUUACCAAGUCUAAGCACUGGUUAAUUGAAGAUGUAUGCAUGUAUGUACUUUGCACGUUUGUUCAUCACGUGUUGUGUGACUUGUUCUAUCCCAAAUUAAUUCUGUAAUAAUGGA